Molecule: messenger RNA, 810 nt
Organism: Pichia kudriavzevii
Lineage: Eukaryota; Fungi; Ascomycota; Pichiomycetes; Pichiales; Pichiaceae
Exons: 1
Coding region: 1-810 (269 amino acids)
Biological process (GO): tRNA modification
Molecular function (GO): tRNA guanylyltransferase activity; magnesium ion binding
Source: RefSeq, a predicted model, not a curated record
AUGGCCAAUUCUCGUUAUGAAUACGUGAAACUCUUUGAGAGAGAAAAUAUUCUGUUACCAGAGACACACCUAGUCAUUCGUGUUGAUGGACGAGGAUUCCAUAAAUUCUCAGAUUACUAUGACUUUGAGAAGCCAAACGAUGAAAAGGCAUUGAAAGUCAUCAACAUGUCUGCUAGGCAAAUGAUGGUUGCAUUUCCAGACAUAACUUUGGCAUAUGGAGAUUCUGACGAGUACUCGUUUCUCCUGAAGAAAGACUGCGAGCUAUUUGAAAGAAGGGAGUUCAAACUGAUCACCACGUUUGCAGCUACAUUCACCUCUUAUUACCAAUACUUCUGGACCGUUGUGAAUCCAGACAAACCAUUGAACGUGGAACGAUUGCCGAGCUUUGAUGCCAGGGCAGUUGUGUAUCCAAAUAAUGGGAACGUUAGAGAUUAUUUUUCAUGGAGACAGGUUGAUUGUCACAUCAACAACUUAUACAACACAACUUUUUGGAAUUUGGUCUCUAAAGGAGGGCUGACGACGCAGGAGGCGGAAAACAGACUCAUGGGAACACUGAGUGCAGACAAAAACGAGAUCUUAUUCACUGAGUUGGGGAUAAACUACAACAACGAGCCGGAGAUGUAUAAAAAGGGCACCACUCUGGUGAGAGAGAUUAUUGACUUCCCCCUCAACAAGUACUUGGAGGCUCCAAGCAAGGUGAAUUUGGAGAGGAUUCUGAAAAGAGGGUGUAAGAAAAAGGUCAUCAAAGAGUAUAACGUUGAUAUUAUAAAGGACAAAUUCUGGGAUGAGAGACCAUACCUUUUGAACUGA